GUAAGUACCUUUCUAUACAAAUUCAGCACAUCACCAACCACAUUCUUCAAUGUAAAUGCUGCAUUAGGAUUUCCAGAUCUGAUUGCAUGUGAUCGAGUUACUGAGGAAUCAUAAUGUACUGACUCCUGAAUGGAUUUGAUAUCGGCUUGUCAUUCAACCUGAUAUUACCUCAGCAGUGAAAAUAGGGAGAGGCAAUCCAUAGCUUUCAUGCUUUGUUGUACUGUUCAAAUCUUUAUAUUCCUACACUUCCUUCAACAUUUAUCAAAAAGUACAGGGUUGAUAAUCAUCUAUUAUUUUAACAUUAAGUGCCAUAUAGUAGAUGCCUAGAAAGCAGAUAGAUUCAAAAGUAGAUAGAUUCAUUUCCUGAUUUGUUUAAAUGUGAACAAGAGCUGCUAUUGGAAUUAUAUUGUAUACUACAUGGAUCGUAACUUCAUUAAUACUGUAUGUAGCCUGGUUACAUCAAGGAUAAUAAGGGUGGUUAAAACAAAGGUAAAAGGUGACAAUCGAGAAUGCAAACCUGUUGAAGUAAACAAUUUAAAUGUGUCACCCUACACCACUGAUACCAAAUGCAUUUUCCCUGUAUUGGGGUGGAAGUGGGUUUGAGGUGUUCUAACUGAAAAGCCCCUCUUUUUCAGAGGCUGUCUCCCAGCCUAUGGUACACUCCACCUGUCUGUCCCAUGGGGAGGUGCUGCUGGUCUGCACAGUGGAUAAAGGAGAUAAUGUUUCAUUUAACUGGAGUUUAGAUGGAGUGCCGCUGAAUACCAGCCUUGCUUACUUUAGUGAUGAAGAAUAUGUUGUAAUAUUGAAGAAGCAUGUCUCUGGUAAUCUUGUCUGCAUUGCUACAAACCAAGUCAGCACAAACCAGAGUGACUCUGUGAUAUCAAACUGCUCAGAGCCUGUCUCUAAGCCUGUGGUACACUCCACAUGUCUGUCCCAUGGGGAGGUGCUGCUGGUCUGCACAGUGGAUAAAGGAGAUAAUGCUUCAUUUAACUGGAGUUUAGAUGGAGUGCCGCUGAAUACCAGCCUUGCUUAUUUCAGUGAUAAAGAACACAUUGUAAUAUUGAAGAAAAAUGUAACUGGAGAUCUUGUCUGCAUUGCUAAAAACCAAAUCAAUGAAGAGAAGAGUGAUUUUGUGAAGUCAAACUGCUCAGGGGAGGAUAAAGCGAUUCAAGUGAGAUUAGUUUAUGGUUUCCUUGCCUUUGUGAUCCUCACCAUCUUCCCUAUAACUCUUCACUGCAAUUCCUGGAAAUCAAAUAGUAAAGGAAAACAGAGGACUUACUUGGAGAUGAAAAUGAGAAAAAAGGAGAAUGAACGUUUCAUCGAGGAGCAAAUCUGAACACAUGCACGUUUUUCUCAUUCGGGACUGAGCUUACAAUUCAGGAAGAGAUGAGGUGUUUCUUGCUCACAUAAUACCAGUACAAUAGCUGUAUUCUUCUUUCAAAAUGAGCCUUUACCUUUGCAGUUGGUUUCUCUAAUAUAUAUAUACAUAUAUACUGUAUUUAAAAAAAAAAAAUUUAUCGACAACUAUAAAACUAUAACUCAGCAGACCAAACCAGGUAGCUGGUAGUAAUAACCGUUUACCUUCGUUCUUGCAACACAACACACUUUAAUACCUACAUAAAAUAAAACAAUACAAAUAAUGAUAAUAGAAAUAACAUACAAUAAUGAGCUGCAACUCACCCUGUAGGAAUUACAUUGCCUGUGUUAUGCAUUAUAAAUCAUGCAUGAGAAAUCAACCAAUCACCUUUAAGGAUUUUUCAACAUUCCUGAGGACAAUAUCAUUUUUGUAUUUUCUAGUAAGUUCAUAAGUUGGACAGCAAUCAAUUUAGAAUAUAUUACUGCUGAAAUCUUAAGAAAGCUAUUGUAAUUAUUGUAAAUAGUAUUGUAAGCUAUGAAUUUAAUCUAUAACCACUUCCACAUGUGAUCAGAGUGGUUAAGCUGAUUUUUCAAUAGCAUUGGCUUUUUAUAUUGAUGCUAUAAAUUGUUUAAGUAUUAUUGCAUUGUUUUCAGUGCAUGUGAGUUCAAUGUAAGUUAAACAUCUACUUAAUGUUUUAUAAAGUUUAUUUUGCUUUUUUACUGCCCAUUGUUAAUGAAUGUGUGAUUACUGUUGACUGCUGUAUCUCUGUAUUUCCCCUUACUGUAUUAUUGCAAAUAAUUAUACAUUUGUAUUGUUUGUGUACCACAAUUAAAAGAUGCCUUUGUAAUCUGUAA
Molecule: messenger RNA, 2211 nt
Organism: Acipenser ruthenus (sterlet)
Lineage: Eukaryota; Metazoa; Chordata; Actinopteri; Acipenseriformes; Acipenseridae
Exons: 4
Coding region: 653-1336 (227 amino acids)
Source: RefSeq, a predicted model, not a curated record